UUAAAUGCAGGGCUGCUGCUAGGAAGCUCAGCAGGAUCUCUAGAGCUGAGCUAUUGCUUAUUGAAGCUGCUGCCUCACGUUGCAUGUUGCUCAGCCUGGCACAACCCUACUAGAGGAACACCGGGGCAGCCACACAAAACAUGAUCCAGCCAGUCUGCCCAUCCCUCCCUGUGCCAGGACUCAGUUAGUGCCCACAGAGCUGGGAGACAGACCUUGUGCCUUCACCGCCUGCCUGGGAUAUGGGGAACCAGGUGGAGAAACUGACUCAUCUAAGUUACAAGGAAGUCCCUACGGUGGAUCCUACAGGUGUGGAUAAAGAUGAGGGUCCUCGGAUAGGGGUGUCCUACAUCUUCUCUGCUGAUGAUGAUGACCUGGAGGACACAGGGCAGGACCCAGUCAAACAGGGCUCUCUCCAGGAGGACUUACAGUAUGAUCACUGCAAUGAAGUGGAGUGUGCUGUGUUUUACAGAGAUGAAUGUAUUUAUGAGAAGGGCAGUGCUGAUGCAGAACAGCUGAGCACUUACUCCCCUGAGAACCUACUGAACAAAUGCAAGCCUGGAGACCUGGUGGAGUUUGUGGCCAAGAACCAGUACCCACACUGGGUGGUGUAUGUGGGGGAUUUCCAAGUGGUGCAUUUAUACCGUCUAGAGAUCACCAAUAGCUUUAUGACAGAUGCCAGUCAAGGCAGGAGGGGGAGGAUUGUGAAUGAGCAGUACAAAUAUAAGCCCCUGAGUCCAGAGAUGGUGGUGAGGAAUGCUCUGGAGCAGGUGGGGACCAAGGACCAAGAACUCAGCUGGAGGAACUCUGAGUGCUUUGCUGCAUGGUGCAGAUAUGGGAAGAGGGAGUUCAAGAUAGGAGGGGAGAUCAGGAUAGGAAAGCAGCCUUACAGGUUAAAAAUCCAGCUUUCUCAGAAAAAGAGCCACACAUUGGAGUUUCAGAGCCUGGAGGACCUGAUCAUGGAGAGGAGGAGGAAUGAUCAGAUAGGCAAGGCAGCUGUGCUCCAAGAACUCUCUAACCAUCUACAUGCUGAUGAUGAAGGCAGGACUGAUCACAAUACUAACUGAUGGAUUAAUCCUGAAGGCUGCGAAAUUGAGCUGUUAUAAACCCUUUGGGCUGUUUCAGUGCAGUUUUAUUCAAAUCACAUGUGAAAGGAAAGCUGAUUAGUUUUGCUUGGGGUUAACUCUUUCACCAGCUCAAUCCUUUUGAUACAAUGUGUUCCAGAACCACUGAUAAGCCUUCAUUCCUUUUUAUUCAAAUCUGCAACUAGAUCAUGUUUAACCCUUUUUUGGUCAUCAGGCCAUAUCUGUAUGUUUUUGUACUAAUCAUUCUCUAUAUUCAAUAUGUUGCACUUAAAUUCUUGAAGUUUAUUCUCUGAACUGGGAUUUGGGGAGGCGAGGGGGCUGGAAAUAACAAGACAAAAAGGAAACCCGUUGAACUGUGGGAUUUUACCAUUUAGGUUAAACUCUUAAUUUCCUCUUUCAAAUCUCUAUAAUUCCUGGUUUUCAGAAAAAACAACCAUCAUUUACAGUCUAUGCUAACAGAGGUAUUUAAUAUGCUUUCAUCAACAGACUAUAUGAGUAUACUGUCCUAGAAUACUCUGCACAAGACUGCAAUCAGUUUAGGCAUCUAAAGGGUCAAAUAUGACUCCUAUUUCUUUUGGGUUAUUUUUCUAUUUUAGGAACUUGUUCAGCUAAAAUGGUAAUUUCAUAGACCAAACAGUUUGAUAUUCUAAACGAUUAACAUCCCAUAUUUUUUCCCCUCUUGCAAUUAAAUCAUAUUCUUCAUGUGCAUUUUAUUUUUAUACAACUACAUGACCCUAUAUUCUAGGGUAGUAUGUUGUAAAGAUGAAAAUAGUCCAGUCUCCCCACUUUUUCAUGUAGAUGACAGGAAAACAGUGUAAUUUAUCUUUGUUCAAUAAAUACUCCUUUGCAUAUUUGCAUAACUGCCACACUUGUCCUCCCCUAAAAAUGAUUUCUGUGCUUUCAUUUUAGGAACUAGACUGCUGGAUUUAAAGAGAUUUAAUUUAUUUGUCAUCUGCAAUCUGGUCAUUAACGAGGUGCACUAAUCUAUACAUUUAUAUCGUUAUUUUUGUUUAAUUUUUUUUUCUUUGUUAGUAAAUGAACUGGUUUACUGCCAGAAGGUUUAGCAAGCUGUCUUGCAAUGAAUCUCUGAACCUCUGGUAGCCAGCUGGGAAAAUGCAUUAUUUGUUAAAAUACACUGUUUCACAGAGCUAGAACGGUCGUGUAUCAAGGCAAUAAAACUUCCUGAUGUAGUUCUGCAACACUAAUGUAUUUCUGUGCAUUGUUGGCAGGGAAGGAAUAUUUACCUCUAAUAUUGGCUCUACCAACUAGUGUGGCCGGACCUUGAUGGCCAAUUUAGACUCUCUCUAGUUCAACAUCAAUGUUUUUUAAUGUAGUUCAUUCAAUAGGCCGAAUAUAUGAAGUGAUUCAGAGGCUCUGGAAUUCCUGAUGAGGUUUAUUCUGAAUCCCAUGAUACUUUGCCAAAUUUAAGGACUGAUAUUCCUGACUAUUGUAAUUCAGUCACUGGAGUCCCAUUGACCAGAGUUGUAGGGACAUUGACGAUAUAUUUCUGCAACUCCCCCCCCCUCUUGUGAAAGUCAUCUGGAUGGGCAUGUGAUU
This is a messenger RNA of Pelobates fuscus (common spadefoot toad), 2639 nucleotides long. RefSeq names its product LRAT domain containing 2 (gene LRATD2). The transcript has 2 exons. Bases 240 to 1064 code for a protein of 274 amino acids. Lineage: Eukaryota; Metazoa; Chordata; Amphibia; Anura; Pelobatidae. The record is from RefSeq and is a predicted model, not a curated record.